AUGUUGAGAUCGGGCGCGGGGCACCCGGAUGCUGGCCAUUCCGCAGCAUCUACGUCGCGGCAGCGCUCUCCUGAGGAGGAGGCGCAGCAUAUGUACGCGACGCUAAACGAGUAUCUACUGCUCGAACAAAAGUCUCAACCCAAACUUUGCUUGCCGGCUGAAUCUGAGAAUGGCGAAGUUACAACGGGUGCGCGAGACGGCGCGGCCCACGUACUGAGAUGUCUCAAAAUAUGGUACGAUCUGCCUGCAGACGUGCUCAUCAGUGCCAUCAACUUGUUUGACAGGUUCUUGACAAAGAUGAAGGUACGUCCGUGCCACGUGCCGUGCAUCACGGUCUCGUGCAUGAACAUCGCGCUCGAACAGUACGCCGCCGACACUGACACCAAACGCAGCAUCUCUGUCGAGGAACUAGUAUCAAUAUCGCAAUCAGCUUGCACGGCAGGUGACGUGCUUCGUAUGUCGCGCGUCAUCGUGGACAAGUUGAGCUUGGUGGCAGGCUGCCGGGUGGUGACGGCGCUGGACUGGCUGAGGUUACUUCGAUCUAUGUUGCUGCUGCAGGCCGACCACUGCGGGGUCAGCUUGCCUGCUGGGUGCCAGGAGGAGGAGUUAGUUCAGAUGCUGGAAAUCGUGUCUUGCGACGCGGCCUGCGUCAACACUCGUACCAGUGAACUAGCGCUAGUGUUGCUGUACUACAAACUAGAGCAACAGUUGGCGGAGUGGUCGUCGAACGAAGAGAACUUGAUCCCGGAGGAGCACGCGUACUAUCUCUUCGACUUCGCCAGACAAGUACAGCUGCAUUGUCAAAUGAACGAGGCGUCCCUGUGCGCGGCGCGCGCCCGCGUCCGCCACGUGGUGUCGCGCUACGAGCGCUGCGAGGCGCGCCGCGACCGACAGCGACUCGUGUGGAGACUGUCCGAGAGGACGCUCAAGGUACUUCGUCCGACGGAUCGUUUGACGUCCCUCUUGCCGACCAUAGAAGAGCAACACUUCGCAGUCGACGCCACGCCCACCAGGACCAGAUCGGGCAGUGUCAGCAGCGAAAACGAAGAAGAGACCUCAGAUUGGCCUCGCAGUCCGGUACUACCAGUGUACUGCGACAACUAA
Molecule: messenger RNA, 1104 nt
Organism: Spodoptera littoralis (African cotton leafworm)
Lineage: Eukaryota; Metazoa; Arthropoda; Insecta; Lepidoptera; Noctuidae
Source: the annotation of a GenBank genome assembly